UUUUCAAUUUCACUCUAAUCUCGAUAUCAACUAUCAUUCCCUUCAAAUUUUCUCUCUUUUAACCAGUUCGUAAUCAUCAACUACAGUAUAUGCAGCACUGUGCUCUCUUGCAUUCCUGCAUCAGUUUUCAUGUCAAACAUAAUUCUGUUCUCAAUCUAACAUCAUCACUUGCGCUUACAUUUUCUUCUCUUUGUAGUUCUUUCACAUGAAUCUCAUUUCCAUCUAUUAAUGCCAGUUUUCUGUUUCUUCUCCUUGUAACUUUCUUCCUUUCUUCUUGUUUGUGAACAUAUACAUAUUCAAACAUGACUACGUGGGAGAGGCCUGUUAGAGGAGAAAGGCAUCAACAGCGAAGAAAAACACCAUCAUUUUCUUCAUCUCUUCUUGAUGCCAUAUAUCAUUCCAUUGAUGAAUCCCAAGGCAAAGAAGAAGAGCCAAGGCAAGAACCGGAUCCUGCUCUCCUCCAUAGAAAGAGAAACAAUGCAGCUGAAUUUGAAGAAGAGAUUGCAAGUAUCCGACGAGCAAUCAUGGUUGAGAAAUGGAUGGAAAACUACGGAAGCAGUACUAGAGGCUCGAGGUCGAGGCACAUCAAUUCAGAUUCAAGCUCGUCAACAGACUCGAGCUUGUUUUCAUCCUCAGAAACAGACUCUGCAUCAAAAUCCACUCCAAAAUCUUCAGUUUUACAUGCAACACCGAAAGCAGCUCACCAAACACUUGUUCCUGGAGCAGCUCCAAAACAUGAGGGCGGGUUCAUGCGGACAAAAUCAAGGGCCCCGAAAAUCUAUGGAGACUUAAAGAAGGUGAAACAACCAAUUUCUCCAGGUGGGAAAAUCAAGAAUUUUUUGAAUUCCAUUUUCACUCCAAGAAAUUUGAAGAAACAUGAAGGGAUGGAAGAUUGGAGUUCAGUGAGGAAAUCGAGAUCAGUCAAGGACUCAUCUACCACAUGUUCUCUGACUUCCAGGUCUUGCUUGAACAGACCACCACCUCCUUCAAGAGGUAAAUCAAAGCGGUCUGUCAGAUUUUGUCCUGUUAGUGUUAUUGUCGACGAAGAUUGUCAACCCUGUGGGCACAAGAGCAUAAAUGAUCAUUAUGAUCCAAGUCUAACACUGGUGCCAAAUAUUAACAGUCAUUUCCUCAAGAAGAACAUUGAUAGUUUUAGGAAUUAUGAAGAAAAGAAAUCAAAGAAAUAUGGCUUCAGGGGAUUUUAUGAGAACAGUGAUGAUGAUGGUAAUAGCUGUACUAGUUCGGAUCUGUUUGAACUCGAUAACAUUGGCAUUGUUGGGGUUGGCCAUGGAGCUCAUAGGGAGGAGUUGCCAGUCUAUGGAACUACAAACCUGAAAAUCAAUCAGGCCAUUGCCAAUGGAUUGCUUAUGUAGCUCAACUUGUAGUUAGCUAGUUAGACGAGUCAUGUAACAUGAAUGGUUCAUGGAUAACUGAUCAUUUUCUUCUCUGUUUGUGUUAUGUUUAUCUAGGUUUGUAUCAUAAUGAAAUUGAUUUUCGAGACUA
This is a messenger RNA of Coffea eugenioides, 1503 nucleotides long. Its product is annotated as protein BIG GRAIN 1-like A. The coding region runs from base 303 to 1373 and encodes 356 amino acids. The record is from RefSeq and is a predicted model, not a curated record. The transcript has a single exon. NCBI's taxonomy places the organism in Eukaryota, Viridiplantae, Streptophyta, Magnoliopsida, Gentianales, Rubiaceae. Gene Ontology annotation, biological process: auxin-activated signaling pathway.